Molecule: messenger RNA, 4514 nt
Organism: Nymphalis io (European peacock)
Lineage: Eukaryota; Metazoa; Arthropoda; Insecta; Lepidoptera; Nymphalidae
Product: ras-GEF domain-containing family member 1B-like
Exons: 14
Coding region: 214-1875 (553 amino acids)
Biological process (GO): positive regulation of GTPase activity; Ras protein signal transduction
Cellular component (GO): plasma membrane
Molecular function (GO): guanyl-nucleotide exchange factor activity
Source: RefSeq, a predicted model, not a curated record
UGUAUUGUAUUGGCACUGGCGCUAGUUUAUUUGAUGAAAUCUCAUUUUCAUUUUUAUUGAAUUAAAUACGUGAGUGUUUUCUAAUGUAAAUUUCCAGUCAUAACAUUUUUGUGACCCGCUUAAAUUGGUUUAGAUAUUCAAAUGGGAUAUUUAACUUAAAAGCCAUCUGGGCUUCGUAAGAAGCACAUAUAUAUUCUGGUUGUUAAGUAUUGAAUGGCUAUGUAUUACUACGCAAGUAAAUUAAAUGAGGCGUCGUGUAGUGGAUGCAAUGUGAAGUUGCCACCCCCACCAUCUGAGCCUGCUCCGCCACCACCUGAUCAUUCUUCUUUGACACCUGAUACGACACUGCUCCAUGGCACUGGUCUCUCCUAUUAUGAUAAUGAUGAUUACUAUUCAAUGGUAAGAGGAAAUAAAUUUAUGUCUGAAAAUAACUGUACACUCACCACAAUGAAUGGUGGUAUCAAUUAUUCUAGUGCUCAAACUGCUGAAGCACCCCAGGUGGCACCGAUUUUGACUCCUUCUGUAAGGUCAUCAGAUAUUCCAUAUCCUGAGAAAACUGAAAUUGAGUACAAAGAUGGGCACCUAGCAAGUGCUACAUUUGACACUUUGGUGGAAAUGCUGCGUCCUGGAGCUAGUAAAUCCUUCACAUUUACAUUCAUACUAUGCUCUCGUCUUUUUGCUAAACCUCAUGAGCUGCUAUCCAAAAUAGCUAAAAGAUAUUUUAAAAAUUAUGACAAUGUGGGCAACGUUCAGACGAGGGAGUUGCUGGAUAUGGAGGUAGCUGAUAUGGCGUCGUUAGUGCGGGUUCUAAGUCAGUGGACUGCUAUGUUUCCAUACGAUUUCCGUGAUGAGAGGGUCAUGGCACUCGUAAGGAACAUUACCCAGAGAUGUGCGGCAGAACACAUGUCAUCUAUAAGGUCAGAGGUGUCUAGCAUGCUGGAGAGGUUGCUUGACAAGUUGACGGCCCUUGAGCAGUAUGAAGAGACACUGGUUGAAGUUCCGCAAGUCAAUACUAUUGAUCAAAUUCCACUGGGAGAUAUCCUUACACUUGGUCUGACGCCAGUGGAGCUUGCAAAUGAGCUGACCUUGGUUGAACUGCACCGGCUAUCAUUUGUGGGCCCGGAAGAAUUUCUGCAAACAUUUGGUCCUGGUCAACCAGGGCAGUCAACUUCUAGAAGGAACAUCAGCCUACAUCAUGUCGAGUCUAAGAGCACAAAAAACUUAGAGGCCUAUGCUGACUGGUUUAAUAGGCUGAGCUACCUCGUUGCUACAGAUAUUCUGAAGGCGGUAAAGAGCAAGUACCGCGCUCGGGUUAUGGAGCAAUGGGUGAUGACUGCUCGCGAGUGUUUCAAUUUGGGCAACUUUAACUCGCUCAUGGCCAUUAUAAGCGCUCUCAAUAUGGCACCAGUUUCUCGUCUUAAGAAAACUUGGAGUCGUACAAGCGCUGUCUGCGGGCAACAGCUGAGACAAUUAGAGCUUUGUGUCGAGCCCAGCGGUAAUCAUGCCAGGUACCGGGCAGCGCUGGCCGCAGCCCCCGUGGAGACAGCUGUUCCUCUCUUAUCUGUCACAUGCAGAGAUUUGCAUUUUGCGAACCAGGUUUCGCCAUCAAAAUUGCCCGGCAACAGAGUGAAUUUCGAGAAGAUGUCGCAGCUGGCGCGACACGUGAGCGCGCAGCUCGCGUCGCGGCGACUGCUCGGCGAAGGACCGAUGUUUUUGCCGCCCGUGCCGCACGUGCACCUUCCCGCCUGGCAUUUCCUCAAUGACCGCCCCACUCUCGCUGAAUCUGCACUCGAAAUCGUUUCGUUCGACCGAGAACCGCCCGUCGAUCACGUCGAGAAGGAACGCCUGAAACGUCUACGAGGAGCCAUGAUAUGAAAUGGAGACAAGACUCGGGUCUUAUUUUAAGGUCUGAAGAAUAACAAAAAAUAUAAAAAAUGUUUACGUAUUUAUACAUUAUGUAAAGUUUAAAUAUUUAGAAGAGAGUGAGAUAUGAACAUCACUUCUAAUUUAUGACAUUAAUUAUAUUCUUGUUCUGAUUAUAAUUUCAAGUAGAUGUCGAAUAACUGCGUCGAGUGAACAACUCGUAUGUACUUUUCGUACUUUUACUAUUCUAUAUGACAGGUAUUAUAUAGAAUUCUCUUCAGAUUUUAAUAUUUGUACUGUUAUGUACAUGUAUAAUGAAAUAUAUAUCCGUAUUAUUAAGUCUUAUUUACAUACGAAACUCUGUCCACAUUGCAUAUGCAAUAUCUUUAUUUAUAAACUUAAGCCAAUGAAAAAUAAAAUAUGAAAUAAUAAACCUAAUUCUUGCCCUUCGGUAUCUAGGUCUGCUGAUUUUGAUUAUAUAAGACGUUACUUGAAUUAAGUCGAGUUAGUUUAUAUUCGAACACGUAGGAUAUAAUCCUUACGUUUAAUAUGAGACGCCAUGACAGCUCUUAAUUUAAAUUGUAUUAUAUGAAAAAGAAGCAUCUAAAAGUACAAAAAACAUAGGUCAGCACUUAACGUUUUUAAGCAAAAAUGUCAUACACGUUGAUAGUUAUAUAUUGGCCAAGAACCAAUUAAAUCAUUCACGAAAUAGUUCAUCAAUAACUCAGUAUUAACGAUCAUUCUAUAUAAAAACUAGCUUUUCGGCCCGACUUCGCACGGGUAGAUAAUAAGGUAAAUGUAUGGGAUAGGAUUUGCGUAAAAUCCGUUCUUAGUGAGCGUCUAAGGAGGAGUAACUGUGACAAAUUUCAAGUCAAUCGGGCGGAUAGUUUAUAUAUUAUAACAUAUAUAUGUAGAUUAAAUAGAAAAUCAAUUAAUUGUUUUAAAAAUAAAUUCGAUCAGCUCGGUUUAAGUUCAUUCAAUUAAAAUAGAAAUUAGUUUGAUAUGUUAGGUCGAGGCUGUAGCGACUCAUAGUAUUUUAAAAAGACGGACAAAAUGUGAUCUCAUAUUAGUUAUGUAUUGCAAUUUGAUGUUAGUUUAUUGAAAUUAAAAAAGUUAUUUUAAAACUUUUAAUAAAGAUAUUAAAGGUAAAAAUUCGACGAAUGUUAUGUUUUGUGCGUUAAAUGUAUUCGAUAACAAUUUCGUAUUUCAGGGUAACUAUCGAAUAAAAUCAAUAUUAGAUUAAAUAGCUUGUCAAAAAUGAAACAAAAAGAACGUCUAUUUAUGGAGACUUCAUUAGAUAUUUCCCGUAUUCGUCAACGUUGAUAUAAAAUUAUUUGCAAUGUUUAAAAAGUAUAGAACCUUAUUUUUUGUAUUCUUACAUUAACAGAAUAUUGGAUUAUUUAAAAGAUUUUCAUAUAUAUUGGUACUUAUAGAUUUUUUAGUACCGAUGUUAGUGUAGGUUUCCUAUUCAUCGUUUCGUUAAUGAAAUGUUCAUUGAAAUAUUUAAUGUAUCGUCAGUUCAGUAGGCAUCUCGUUAAUCCAAGUUCCUUCAUACAUCAGUAUUUAUUAAACGUGUCAUUUUAAGAAUCUCAAAAUGUAUUCGUACGGUUUGUACUUAAUGUUGAUCUCAAUAAGGAAUAUUUAAUCAUCAAGUGUGCUCCAGGUCGCUGUGUGACUGUAUUACGGUUGAUUUAUAUUUUUCGGAAAUAAUUAUUGUAUGACAAAAGGAGUGCAUGAAUUUCACUGUGAAUUUUAUAUAUAAGUUGCACGAUAAGCUUACAGAGUAAAUACGGUAACAAUAAACUUAUAUAAUAGUUUUAAGGAUUUAAAGUAAAAAAAAAAAAAUAUCUGUAUACAUUAAUAUAUCAUUGGUAUUCUACACGAAACCCGUAAGGUAUUUUAAAUUGCAUGUUGAAAUAGAAUAGUUUCACAUGUAUAUAGUGAUUGACAAUAGAGCAUUUGCACUAUGGACAUUACGAUUGCGUUGAAUUGCAAAUUAAUCAAUCGAAACAUUAAAAAUAUUUCAAGAGUAACGUAAAUAUUUAGGUUAAGGUUCAAUUUUUAUGUCGAUUUUUAUCACAUCCUUUAUAUUUUCCAUUAGUUAAUGCCCGGCAUGCGUUACAAUACCUCUUUUUAUUUUUUUUGUAAACGAUUUCCCAGUACGAUCCGCGCAGCCUAUUGUUCGUUGUUGGUACUAUGCCAGGCGCCUCCCCAAAUGUCCUUAUCGACAGGACAGAGUUACAACUCAAAAUGAAUGGUAUAGGAACGCAUACGGGACAAACAAAGUGACAUUCAUUUUAUACAAUUAAUAAUUAAUUAAUACAGCUUUUAUCAUAUAAUUAAAACUUUAGACUGAAAAUUAAUUAUUUCUUUUUUCGAAUUGUUAUAUUUUAAAAACGAUAAAAAAACACGAAUGUUCGCUCAAAACACUGAAAGUAUUUAUUUGCUCAAUGUAUAAGUAACGGUUGUACUCAUUUUAACGUUUAAAUACGUUUUUUGGUAAUUUUACGUUAGUGUUGUGAUAUUAAGUCACUUUGGAUCUGAUAAAUGUCUGCUAUAUUUUACUAUAAUAUUUUUCUGCCGCUAUACACUACCUCUCGAAAUAUACGCUUAAUAUUUUUUUUUUAAUAAACAAAACAUACGUACAUGUA